CAUCAGCCGUCAUUUCAAUAAUGUGUUGAAGGCAGUCAAGUCACUCUCUCGUGAAUUCUUACAAACACCAACCCCCACCACCCCUCCAAAAAUCCUUGGAAAUAUUAGAUUUUAUCCAUAUUUCCAGGAUUGUGUAGGAGUCAUUGGUGGAAUGCACAUUCCAGCCCAUGUCCCAGCCAAAGAUCAAUCCCGUUUUCGAAACAAGAAAGGUGUUCUUUCACAAAAUGUGUUGGCAGCUUGCACGUUUGACCUCCAGUUUAUAUUCAUUUAUCCUGGUUGGGAAGGAUCAGCAGCAGGUUCACGUGUAUUGAAGGCAGUUCUUGAUGAUCCACAUCAGAAUUUUCCUUGUAUUCCUGAAGGGAAAUAUUACCUUGUUGACUCAGGAUAUGCAAAUAUGAAAGGAUUUAUUGCUCCAUUUCAAGGGGUAAGGUAUCAUGUUCAUGAAUAUAGAGGUGCUAAUCAGUUACCUAGAAAUGCAAGGGAGCUAUUUAAUCACAGGCACUCAUCUCUUAGCAAUGUCAUCCAGAGGUCUUUUUCUUUGUUGAAGACUAGGUUUCCUAUUCUCAAACUUGCUCCUCAGUAUGCUGUUCAUAUUCAAAGAGAUAUAGUUAUAGCUGCAUGUGUUCUACACAAUUACAUCCGGCGUAUGUCAGAAAAGGAUUGGCUGUUUUCUGAUGCAGAAAGGAUAACGAUGGAUGAAUUGUCUGAUCUUGAUGAAAAUCCUGACAUGGAAUUGGUUGCUUCGUUACAAGAACAUGUUGCUUUUUCAUUGAGAGAGUCGAUUGCCGCAGAAAUGUGGAAUGACUUUAUAAAUAGAUGGGAUCAGUGGUAACUGU
This is a messenger RNA of Prunus mume (Japanese apricot), 836 nucleotides long. The record is from RefSeq and is a predicted model, not a curated record. Lineage: Eukaryota; Viridiplantae; Streptophyta; Magnoliopsida; Rosales; Rosaceae.